This is a messenger RNA of Anguilla rostrata (American eel), 1984 nucleotides long. RefSeq names its product E3 ubiquitin-protein ligase TRIM35-like. Bases 1043 to 1969 code for a protein of 308 amino acids. The transcript is spliced from 3 exons. The record is from RefSeq and is a predicted model, not a curated record. NCBI's taxonomy places the organism in Eukaryota, Metazoa, Chordata, Actinopteri, Anguilliformes, Anguillidae. Gene Ontology annotation, biological process: protein ubiquitination. Gene Ontology annotation, molecular function: zinc ion binding; ubiquitin protein ligase activity. Gene Ontology annotation, cellular component: cytoplasm.
CCUUUAGAAGCUCAAAACAGUCCCACUCUCCAUCCCCUUGCACUAAAUUAUUCUUAUUUAUCUAUUGCUUUUUAUAAUAUUGGGGUUUUAAAUAGUCUGUAUUAAUUUAACUAUAAUUAUUGCGAACAUAUUUUGAAAAUGUAGAAUUAUCAAAUUUAAUUCCUUUUCAUUUUAAUGUCACCUUAAGGCUUUUACAUUUCUAUAAAUACAGGGCGCAUACGCUGUGCGGACGGACAGUCCGCAGUCGUUUGCCCUUUCAUACUCCAGUCGUACCACCGCAUACCCAAGCCCUACAUUUCCCACAGUCUCUGCGCGUCGUUUUCCUUUUCUGCCGGGAGUUGGACUGUAAACAACAUGGCCCCGUCCUUGCCCAGCGUUGUGCUUAUUUCUCUCCAUGAAUUGUUGUUCUUCUGAAAAUCUUCAUAAUCCCGUUUGUAUGAAUCGUAUAGGUGCCUGUACCUUCUCACCUCUCCAAAUGUCGACUCCAUGUCUGUUUUGUGUAUUGCGCAUCACCGCGUGUUUCCGGUGCCGCAUGAAAUGCAUGUCGAUGUGAAACAGUUUCAUACCGAGCCAUGAUUUGUGUGACACCGGUACGCGUACGCUAGGUACUCGUGGUCACAAAAAUUGAGCUUCGCACGGACAUGCCCAGGCGGACGUACGCUGAGGUCCGCUAUUUCGUCAUUUUGAACGCGCGGACCCCAGCAGAGUUCGGUAAGGGACCAGUAAGGGCUCUUAGAGGAGUGCAGGUUAUGCAUUAUUGUUUCAAUGUCUUGAAACAAGCUAAAUAAAUGUUCCUGAAUGAAUGUGCUGUAUAAAUUAAAUUUGCCUGGGCAUUUUUGUUUAAUCCAGGGGGACACUACUGGCUAUAAAUCCCCCAGAGCAGCCGGUUCAGGCACAUUAUCAUCUCUGUAUUCAAGAGGACUGAAGACAACAAGCCUGAUCAGCCAGUUUGUUCCAGUUUUGAACGACAUGAGGUGUGUUCUGUUGUAGUUUCAGCAAAAGUGAAAGUGAAACUAUCAGACUGAGAGACGGCGUCUGUAAAAUGGAGGCUAAAGCUUUGAUUCCUGAGGACGAGCUCUGCUGUUCUGUAUGUUGUGAUAUUUUUAAAGAGCCUGUUCUCCUGAAAUGCAGCCACAGCUUCUGUGGAGUGUGUUUGAAGCAGUACUGGGAAGAGAAGGGCUCUCGAGAGUGUCCCAUCUGCAGGAGAAAAGCCUCUAUAGGGGAACCUCCAGUAAACUUGGCAUUAAGAAGCAUUGUGGAGUCUUACUUAAAGCAGAAGAAUGAGAGAGAAACUACUGACAAGAGUGACGCUCGGUGCAGUCUUCAUGGGAAGAAACUUCUAUUCUUCUGUGAACAUGACGAAGAGCCUCUUUGUGUUGUCUGUCAGACUUCAAAAAAACACAGAAACCACCCGGUCUGUCCAGUGGAAGAGGCCGUACUGGAGCUGAAGGAGGAACUCAAGCCUGCACUUAAUAUUAUUAAAGAAAAACUGGAGAGGUUUACUGAGGUUGAACAAGAAUGUAAGAAAACAGCUGAACACAUCAAGAGUCAGGUCCAGCACACAGAGAGGCAGAUAAAGGCAGAGUUUGAGAAGCUCCAUCAGUUCCUGCGAGAGGAAGAGGAGGCCAGACUAGCUGCUCUGAGGGAGGAAGAGGAGCAGAAGAGUCGGAUCAUGAAGGAGAAGAUAGAAAACAUCACAGGACACAUCUCCACUCUUACAGACAAAAUCACAGCUAUAGAGAAGGCCAUGGACACUGAAGACACCUCCUUUUUACAGGUAAGAGUUGGAUUUUCUGUAAUUCAGUAUGCUGGUUUGUGGGUUUUUCACAAUAUUUGGCCGUGUUCCCUUACUCUGCACCAAUGCAGCAGUAGCCUACUGCGACAGUGUCAAACUCAGAGUGCAGGUGUUCAAAGAGAUGCAUCGGCUCAUUUUAAAAUGUCAUCACAUUUUUUUAAAAAAUAUUUUUGAAUUUUGUGAAAAAUU